Messenger RNA from Spirodela intermedia, 11081 nucleotides. Lineage: Eukaryota; Viridiplantae; Streptophyta; Magnoliopsida; Alismatales; Araceae. The record is from the annotation of a GenBank genome assembly.
AUGUCAUCCACGCUGUUGGAAGUGACGCGGUCCGCCCACGAGGAAGUGGAGCGGCUCGAGCGGCUAGUGGUGAAGGACCUCCAGCGGGAUCCGGCCUCCGGCCGGGAACGGCUGUUCCAGGGUCACCGCGUCCGCAACGUGAUCGAGACCAUCAUCUCCACCACCGAUAAGCUGGUAAGUUCUCCUCCGCCAAAGCCUGUCCGGAUGUUUCCAUUAAUUCCUCUUCGCGCCUGUUUCGUAUUUUUUGAUCGCGAUUAUUUCUGCUGCAGAUUGAGAUAUACGAGGACAAAGACAGUGCGAGAAAGGACGAAAUUGCUGCGUUAGGAGGGCAGACUGCAACUGGGGGCACCAACGUUUUCAGCGCAUUCUACGACAGACUGAAAGAGGUAACCCUAGAGACAUUAUACCGUCUUCUUUUCUCCCUCAUUCUAGAUUUAAGAAUAUUGGCGAACUCGUGGCAUCUAAGACUUUCGUGUAAGAAGUAGGCUUAGAUGGGGGGUUUGCUAAAAAUCCUUGUUGGCCGCUCACUGGAGGAGGGGGAAGUAAGGGAUUAGUUACAGUCGAGAAAAGUCAGCACAGUGAUAAGUCUGUGGAAUUAACCAUUGAGGUGCGCCGAAGAAUCGAAAGGAACCUAUCCAUCUCAUGACAGCUGAAAUAUAAAUAUUCUCGAAACGAUUGCGAGUAAGUGAACUUUCUCCGAGUUACGCAUGGAGUUUGCAGUCACGACGCUGCCAGGUCGAGCUAGUAUUAGGCAAUCAAUCCCGUUAUCAAUGGAAACAAAAUUGCUGUCCAUUCAUAGUACUUUUAUCAUCUCAUUAAAGUCAAGAAGCAGACAGUCAGAUAUGAAGCCAACUGUUUUGUAUUAGUUUAUGUCGAAGGGACAUCAUCUUAUGCACGGCGUAUGGGGUUUUUUGGGUGUAUUUUGGUACUCACGUACAUGUCGUGAGUGGCUGGAUUUCUGCAGUCUCUGGGAUUUGCUAGAGGAUGUCUUCUUGAAGAGAGAAAUAUGAUGUGCCAAGAGCUAAAAGGCAGUCUGUUAUAAACGUAAGCAGUCUUUGUUGAUGGAGGUGCGGAAGCUGUUCAACUAUUUGCUUGCUAGAUAUCAGCUGUUUGCAAGGCAGCGCUGCCGAGUACAGUCUGCAAUUCAUGUAAAAUAGAGCAUAUAACCCUAUUGUGCUCAUUCUACUGUGAUAUUAUGUACGAAAAAUCUUCUUCAAGGUUAGAGCGUCUUUGUCAAAGUGAUCGAUUCUCAUGUUUUUAGACUUUUAGCAUCGUUAUCUUGAAAUUUAUCUUAAAUAAAUGACAAAUUUAAAUGUACAAUCGAUUAAUCUAAUUUAAACUGUUUUUUAAAUAUGAAAAAUGUGUUAUUUAUUGUUAAAUGCUCACGCUCCGUCUGAUUUUUUUUUGAUUGCUACAAAUCGGUAUCAUAAUUAGUUGGGUUUCAAAAUUAAUCACAUUGAAUUAUUGUUUAACUUUUUUUUAUGGUCAGGGUCAAGAAAAGUUUUUAGAAAGAUCCCCAGCCACGAUGAGUUUUCAUGACAUAUUUGUAAACAUUUACUCAUGGAAUAUCGUUUUUCUAUUUUUUAUUUUUUUUUGGAAGUUCUUGAAUGAAUUAGGACUCAAAUUGUUGAUCCACGUUUCCAAAUCAAUAGAAAUUACAUUUACUUGUAUAUCUCAAACAUGUAUAUGUUCGUAAUUUGUAACAAACACAAAUAACCUCUGUAUGAUGUUUUAAUGCUUAGAGUGCGGUUGAAACUGCCUAUCAUGCCAUCAGUUUAUAUAAUGGCAUCUUUAGCAUUUUUUUGAAAAACGUGAACGAUUUUUAAUACUCUUAACCCGUGAUUUACUUCAAUAUACGACUUUUCAUCUUGCAAAACGUGCGUAGAAUACACUAAAUUUUGAUUCACCAAUCUUAAUUCAUUAUUUGGUAGGUUGGAGAGGUUUUUGAAUGAUUUUGUAUUAAGCCGAAACAAACUGGUUUGGUCGCAUUGCUGUAAGUUUCUGGUAAACCAGUUGCCUUUUGGUUGGUCUGACAUGGGAUGGCCAGCUUAGUUGCUUUCCAUGCAGAACAUGAAGUUUGAGCGCAAGGACUCAGUCUGACUUGAACGAGUCUACUUAAGUUUUCACAGAAUUGGCUAACCAUGGUAUCCGAGUUUCUAAGUGACGGGAGUUUUGGACGGGAGGGAGGGGCCUUAUCCUAAUACCCCUUUGCAUGGUUGGAUACAUCGACACAUUGGAUAACAAGGGCGAGAUUAUAAAGCCUGCUGGUUCUGGAUCAUUUCUGGUACAACAAUACAGCUUAUUGAAACCUGGAGAUAGUGCUACUUUUGGCUUCUUGUUGACCUUUCAUUCUCUUUCUGGCUAUGGGUUCCAAUAUUUAUAUUUUAUGACCUUUUCUAUUCAAACUUUUUCUUUUAAAUUUCUUGAUCGUGUCUUUCUUAGCUUGUGCUAUAGGUGACCGAAUUUGAAACAUCAUUAUACUGAAAUUAAAUGUAUGCCAAGAGUAAAUGAAUACAAAACACGACACUUCUCAUUUGGAUUUGACUUUGCCAAAUUUCCAUGGAAUGCUUUGGUUUCGAAUAAUUUUCAGCUGUCUUCUGUUGUGUAGAUACGUGAGUACCAUAGACGUCAUCCAGUGGGGCUUGUUGCUGAUGCAGCUGCAGAGUACGAGGAAUUACUUAAAGAAGAACCAGUUAUUGAGUUUAGUGGUGAGGUAGAUUUCUUCACUAUAAGUUUCUCUGUGAUGUCAUUUUGUUAGUUUUCUCUGCUUAUCUUAUCAAGGCCAAUGAAGUUAAGCUUCACCAGAUGAUACUGUCACUGUUUUUUUUUCAUGUUGAGUUAUAACCUCAAUAUUUUUCUUUCCAAAAAACAUUUAGAGAAUGUUGGCAUUUCUUAUUGAACUUUUUCAAUGCGAUCAAAACCCCGUGUCAUUACUGUAAUAAAAAAAAAGAUCAUCAUAUUUGCCUCCAAAAUGUAGAAAAGAAAACUCUAAAUCAUCAAAAACUCACUGAUCCCACAUUUUGGUAGAUAGCUGAUCAUGCAGUAAAAGAAAAAGGGGCCCUCCAACAACGAGGUUAAGAGACGGUACCAUCUUCAGAUGUUCUAUCCCAGUAUAACUCUGUUAUAUUUCCAGUCACAGUAGUUCAUGAGCAGUUUUCCAGAAGCAUAGUAAGCCUACUGAUGAGCACAAAUAAUAUUUUAAAAUUUUCCUGGUUAUUCUGUAAUUCCUCAUGUUCAAGAUUGGUUAUUAUGUGUCUGGGAUAACACCUCCACUAGUGUUUCGUUUUCAAGAGCUAUAUAUUUCACCCCUUUGCAAUAUGGACAUGUAUUUUCUGAAAUUCUGCAUUGGACAUCUUCUACUUAAAAAAGAGAUAACCGUAUUACCUUAAGUGAUCCACUAUUUGUCGGUCUGAUGGGAAUUUGACGAAACUACUAGAAAAAGGUUCCAAUGGAUAGAAUUCUACGAGGAAACAGAAGAAAGCUGAAUGUUAUUGAGACAUGGUCGGGGGCUUAUUUUGCUUGUUUCUGUGUGUGUGUGUGUGUGUAUACAUAUGCUGGAAGGUUAAAUCUCACAUGAGGUCAGUGACAGACUUGCAUUGGUCUUAUCUCAGUCUAAACGUGAGAACAAAGUUUGAGGUAUAAUAAAGGCCUCUGGACGUUUCGAUAAUAUGGGACCAGUUUAGAGGAUAAAUUUGGAGGUGCAACCGUUGUCCUCUGCUGGAUAUGCCUGAGGGUGUUAUACAAUUUUGAACCAGUACAAAGAAGAAGGCCAUAUCAGGAGGAAAUUGCCAAAGAAGGGGACUUUAUUUUUUAGAAGUUUUGAUGUAGUACACUUGUCGUUCUCUGUGUAAUCAUAUAAGUUUGACCUUCAGAAACAUACUGAAGUAAGAAAUUCCAUAUAACUUUGACGAGAUUGAUGAUUUUUGUGGUUUGUGUUUAGGUUGACAGGCUGAUGUACUGUGCUGAGGCUUUUAGGUUAUUUAGAAGAUUUAAAAUUUGUGACUAAAAAAUGAUGCAUUGAUUUUGAUUUAGAUUGAUUCAUUUAAAUCUCUUCUUUGGUUUGGAUAAUAGGAAUGGAUAGUUCUGUAGAUUGACAUUGAUGAAGUUAAAUAUUUCAGUUUUGGGAACAAAUAUAAUUUUUUCCCUUCAAACAUUCCUGCCACAGAUUUUAGAGAAACAUUGUUACCUGACAGAUAAUUAUACAAAUUUCAAACAUUGGGAGAGGUGAUGUCACCAAGUGGGUAUCUCUGGUUUAACUUUAUGAAACUGAAUGCUGUUCUUACAUAUGAAAAUAACUAUAUACGCUAUGCUAAGGAAAUAACAAAGAUCAUGGUGCAUGACUUUUAAUCAGAAGAAACUUUAUUGAUAAUUAAAGGGUGACAUUUAGAGCAUCAACAAUUGAUGCAGCAGAUUGUCGUUAACGGAAAAAGAGACAUACAAUUUGGAGAUUUGAAGUUCAGUGUUAAUACCUCUGUUAGAAUAUGUGGGGGUGGUGGCGGUGGCAGCAUUGAAUAUUUCGUGCUUUCGAUAAGGUUCAGAUUUUGAAGCCUAUAAUCCAAUAAAAUUAUUUUUUUUGUUGCUCUGUGAAGGAUAACCACUGAUCUCCUUUUUCCACACUGUGAUUCUAUUAGUUUGAGGAAAAUUUACAGAUGUUUAUGAUUUGCUGAGGCAAUGGUCUCUUCCCAUUUUAUUUGAAUAGUUGAAAAUGCUUUCCACAGCUUUGCUUUGGGGACUUCAGGUUGGAUAGAAACAGUGGAAUACCUCUGGAGGUUACAGAUCUAAACGACAUCAGACUAGUGAUUAAUUAGUCUAGAGGAACGAAAGCGGUGUUUGAUCUUCUACUGAAGAGAAUGAAAGAAAUGUGAAUUGUUUUCUUAUCUUUCCGUCUUAUUUAUCACAUUCCUGGAUGAUUAAGGUUACUGUUUCUGGGAUGUGGUAAAUAUUUUACUCUUAUUGACGUCAUGGUAGUAAUUCUGUGGGAAAAGGAUCUUUUAUUCGCGUUUGGUCAUCCAUUGCUUGUUUUUUUAGCUUGUGCUAUCACAGACGUGAUUAUCAGUAUUGUUGCAACUUUUAAUACGAAUUCCGUGUGUAUUCUGUAAUCUGACUUUUAUUCAACUUGGGAUAUUUCUCAGGAGGCUUUUGGUCGAUAUCUGGACAUGCAUGAACUAUACAAUGAGUUUAUCAACUCAAAGUUUGGUGAACGAAUUGAAUAUUCUGCUUUCUUGGAGACAUUUUCUCAGACGCACAACAUUCCUCUGAAAUUGAAGCUGACAAGGUAUAUGCUCCUUUAAGAAAAAAAGAUUGGAUUUCUUGUGCCAAAUUUGCUGAAGUUUGGCUGAACCACAUGUAUCUUAAAUGAGCAGAAGUGAAAUGUUUUUGGUGAUCAUUCAGUGUGUUUUUUGUUUUAUUUGCAGGUCACUGUUUUUUUUGUCGUGUUUGACUGCUUCUUGUUAACAUAUUUUAUCAUACUAUUUUUUUCUUGAAUUUUCGCAGGCAAUACAGAGAAUAUUUGGAACAUCUGUUGGAAUAUCUGAUAUCCUUUUUUCAACGGACAGAGCCAUUGCAGGACCUUGAUCGAAUAUAUAUAAAGGUUCAAUUUAUAUUCUUUUUCUUUUGUUUCUCCUUGAAGCUCUCUUUUGAAGGUGAUUAGCAUAUAAGUUAUUAUAUUUACUGAUUGUCAUUAUCGAUUUCUAUGAUAUUGAAUUUAUUUACAUAUUUUUCUUUCGUCUUGUCUGGCCUGUUAGGCUUGCAAAAUCACCCAUACAGGAGUAUGAUGGUUUUUAAAUGUCUUUAUUUUUAUUGGCUGAUGAUUUUGGUGUGAAUAUUGCUAUUGGUUUUUAGUACUUUCAACGCUUUUUUUCUUUCUCUUGUUCCCACGCGGGCCAUGGGGAGAUACUGAUUGGCUUGUGGCAGGUUGAGGCGGAGUUUGAAGAGCAAUGGGAAGAUGGUAAGAUAAUUGGAUGGGAAAACAAGGGCCUUGAAAAUGGGCAUACUUCGUCUGGGGAGUUUGCAUUGGAUCUCGACUAUUAUAGUACUGUGGAAGAACUAAUGGAAGUGGGUCCUGAAAAGUUGAAAGAGGUUUGUAUCUCUUUUUAUCUUCUAGCAGAUCUGUGCUGUGCCGCAUUUUCAUUAUAUUUUAUGGAUUUCUCAGUGCUCUUUUCUGAAGCAACCUCACUUUGCUAAUGAUAAUUCCUCCACCUGUAUUCAAUCUUUUAUGUCAUUGCUGACUUCAGCUGUCUCGUCAAUGCGUUCAUGAUGGCUCUUAUCAAUAGUAUACGAGAUGCUUCAUCCUCUUUCAUUUGUCCAAUCUUAUCAUUAUUAUUUUUUGAAAGUGGAUUGUAAGAGGCGUGCAUUCAAUAUUCAAAAAAGAAAAUGUGAUGAGCAAGUAUUUGCAUGAAUAUCUUCAGUAUUUUGCACGAAAGAUCUCAAGGACCGUGAUAUUUACAACGUUUGUAAAAUUACAAGAGUUAUCUUAGCUCAUUGUGUUGAUUUUUCGAUUUCAUUAUUUGCAUUUUUUAUUUUUUGCUUUACCGUGGCUUAUCUUCGUGAUCUUUUGGUCCAGUGUCUCUUCCCAUGAUUUGAUAUUCUCGUUCAGUUCUUGUCUCGUUCUAUCCAUUCUAACAGUGUCGGCAACAAAAAAAAUACGCAAAGGAGAUCUUUGGUUAAAUAAUCAAUGAUGUGACGAGUGGAUAGUCCCCUAGGGAUGACAAUGAUAGAGAACAAUUGAAAAAAAAAUUCAAUAAGUUUUCCCACCUAUCAUCAGACCAUUCUACAUGUCAUAUACGGUAUGCAUUCUUGUCUGGCCUGUUGCUUAAAUUGCCAACCCAUUCUUAGGUCAACAAAAUUCAUUCUUCUGGGAGCUGGGGAAGAAGAGAAAAGCUGUGAAGUGAAUCCCUAUCGGGAAUGAUGAAUACCAUUCCCACUCCCCCAUUUAUCUCCUCCCUUGUCAGCCAUUCCCACCUUCUAAAUUUUAGUUACCCAUGGAUUAAAUGGCCCCAUCAAAUGGUUAAGAUAAAGAAGAAGAUGACAUUGGAAGAGUUAGGGAGUAUCGAAUGCUCGCCUCCAUUUGCGAACAACUUAUCACUUUGGUUGUGAAUGAUUAAUUUUUCAAAUAUAGAUCGUAAAACCAACCUUUCUUUUAUCAUAAUCUAACAAUUUGAUGCCUGUAAAUUGUUAAAUAAUUCUCGGAUCUGACCUUGAUUACAUUCCUUCACUGCCAUUCCACCAUAUGAGGGACUGUCUGCAGUAGGAGGUUUAUCAAGGUUUGGAAAGGAAUUUGGCUGUUAUUUACUAUGCUUAGUAAUGCCUCUUCGUCAGCUGAUGAAACGUUCAAAUUCUUGAACUUGUUGAUGACAUGGUCUGUUUGUUUGUCAGUUAUCAUAAGAGCAUUAUCACAUUUUGCAUUUCUGUUUUUAACCUUCCACUGCUCUGAAUCCCUGAAGUUUUUCAUACUUUUUUGCAAGAUUGUCAAUGAGUUGCCACUCUGCUUUUUGCUAGUUAAAUGCAUUGUUUUAAUCUUUCCAUUGCUCUGGACUGUCUUUAUCCUCCCGGAAAGUGUGGUUGAUUGAAUAUCUUCUGGAAUUUCAUCCAUUCCUUUGUGUACUGGGACCAUAUCAUCAUGUUUCUUGCUAUGAACCUGAAUUGUCAUUCUAUGUGCGGAACAUGUGGAAAAUGCAUCUUGCGAUCAUCUUUUACAGUAGAAUCGGUGAAUACGCUAAAAGUUAGUUGGUUUUCAUCAGGCUUUAGCAGCUCGGGGACUUAAAACAGGUGGUACUGUUGCUCAGCGUGCUGAGAGGCUUUUCCUGACAAAGGUACAUAAGUUUUCUCUUACUGCCUAGGAUUGUUCGCCACCCCCCUUGUUCUUCCCCCUUCCAUACAGCCGGGUCCCUUCUCCCUUCUCCCAUUGUAUAGUGCCACAUAUUUUAUCAAUAAAAAAUUUAACUGGGAAAUGCAUGUUUAAUGUUACCAUGACCUUCGAGGUUUUUUAGAAUGUAACCCACAUAAUCUAUCUGAGGUUCUCGGUAGAUUUUUAUCAAAUAAUCGCUAUUGAAUUUAACCACUGCGUCUGUAUACUUAACAUACUGGAGGCAUGCUGGCUCGAGGUCUGUGUUGUCUCGGCUUAACUGUUGCCGUGAGUGAGGACAUGAAAGGUCUCCUUUUUUAUUUUCUUUUCCUCGUUUCAAUAAAACUAACCUAUCAUAUUUAAAUCAGCUGCAUCAUUCUUCUUCAUUACUAAACUUUUCAAAUGUCAAUAGCCUACUUGAGACUCACCUUUAAAAUUUCAUUUCAUCAUUUUCGUAAAUUAAAAAUAAAGAUGGGGAAAAUUUAAUUGAUCCCUGGAAGGCAUUUUCGAAUUGCGUGAUUCUUCCCAGUUUCAUCAUUUUCAAUUGUCUUCUUUGGUAUCUUUUUUGUGGUUGUAUUUUUAAAAUUUCUCUGGAGAUGUUUGCAGUCCCUGUCGGUAUCAAACGUUGUUGUCUUUUGUUUGCUCUCGGUUUUGUCUUUGACGUAUGUUAUCCAUUUUUUCAUGCUCUUAGAUUGAUUGUAUUGCUUUUUUCUGUACAGCAUACACCUUUGGAAAAACUAGAUAGAAAACAUUUUGCUAAGGGAUACCGUGGUCUGGAAGAGAAUGUUGCUGGUGCAAUCUUGCAGCAGAAUGGUACUAUGAAGGAAAUUGCUCUUUUGGAGGGCAAAAUGCAGAAGAUGUGUGAAUUACUAAAUGAGGUCCCUAUCCCAUCAUAUAAUGUGGAUUUCUUUAUAACAUUAUUGUAUUUCAGUUAUCAUUAUCAUUUCUGUGGUAUCUGACGAGUCUUAUUUUUUCUUUUAUUUUGAGUGUAUAAAGGUCAUUCUGCAAACAAAAGAAAAUGUUGAAAAGAAACAGGCAUUGACAUACGAAGAGAUGGAAGCUGAGCGUGAAGAGGUAAUGUUUUAUGGUUUCAGUUGUUUCGUUUGAAAGCCCCGAAACCUGACAAAACAAGGCAAAAAAUUAUGUUUAUGCGCUUCUUUAGCAAGGAGACAUUACAUCCUGUACGUAGCCAACUUUACAUUACGAUAGCCAUCCAAAGUAGCAAUCAUUCUACAUCAAUGAACACGAAUGUUUUAAACUAUGGCUGCUAUGUGCUGUAUGUUUUGACAUUGAGGCUUCGAGUGUAGUGCUGUUCCUUUGAACGAUUUUUUUUUUCCAAUUUGACAAUGCAAGCCAACGUGCUUCUCAUUCACGAUCGUAAAUAUUUCAUUGGAGACUGUGCAUUGGCAGUGGGCAAAAUCAUGAGCCGUCCCCAGAAAACAUGACUGUAUCUUUCGACAUUUCGAAUCCUGAAUGGAAAGGGGAUAGGAUUGAAUUGUCAGUUGUUUCUCGGUAUGUAUGUUAUUUCAGGAAUUCUCGGUAUGUAUGCUUCUCGGUAUGUAUGUCAAUUGUCAGUCGUAUCACCGGGUCAGGGAAUCGUAUGUCACGACCAAUUUGCUUUAAAAAAAAAAAAAAAAAAAAACCAAAGUUGGCGAAAUAGACGUUGACUAUUAUCUUAUCAUUAAUACGAAUGAUAUUUAAUAUUUCUUUUGCUGCUAAUAAAUGUUGUCGUGGAGCUGGUUUGAUGGGUUACUAUUGUUUUUGAGCAGGAGGAGAUACAAGCUGACAGUGAAAGUGACGAAGAUGAUCAACAGAUAUAUAAUCCUCUCAAGUUGCCAAUGGGUUGGGAUGGGAAACCAAUUCCCUAUUGGUUGUAUAAACUUCAUGGGCUUGGACAGGUAUUAUUACUUUUUAGUUUAUGGCUUAUUAAUUUUCUAUGUACAUUACUGCAAGUUCUCUUUCGCUUCUUCUAUUUUGUUUGUGGCCUAUGUGCUACCAUGAAAUCUACCAUUGACUUUUAGGUUGGAUCGCCUUGACCAGAAAUUCGAUUUAAACCUUGCACUCUCCUUCACCUUUGUUCAGUAUUAUGAAUUAAUACUAUUCAUGUUGUCCCCUAGAUCUAUCCUCUAUAUUUCCAAGGGUCAUGCAAAUGAAAAAAAUCAACAUACACAUCCCAACAUAGUCUUUAGGAGCAAUUCAUCGCUGUAUUUACCUCAAUAAAUUGUAUGUUUCUCUAGUCAUUCCUUCUAAGGAUGCCAUGGGAUUAGUAGCCUGUUUUCGCAUGCCACAUCAAUAAUCUAGAUAUUAUCCCCCAAGAGGAAAAUUAAAGUAUUAUAUAUGGGUGUGUUAGCUAAUCUCCUCUUCAUAUAUGCACCCUCAAUAUCUUAGAGGAUCAUUUUGGGUUGCUUCUCGGCCCCAUGAUCUUGAGACUUCUCCACCAAUCAUGUAGUUUCCGUUGUUGUCGAGUGGCCCAAAGUGUGCCUAAACUCAUGUCGUCACAGAAUUCAACACCAAUCGUAAAGAGUCGGAACCAGUGAAACUGCCCAUCGGAAACCUGAGAUUUCUCUCUGGAUUCCUCAACUGUUCAAGACAGUCUCAAAUCGGCAAGAUGUUGGUUUUGGCGGCGGCAAUGGCUUGUCCUCUAGUCUAAGCUUUACAAUGAGCACAUCCUCGUCGUCUGUGUGUGUGCAGGAAUUCAAGUGUGAAAUAUGCGGAAACUAUAGCUACUGGGGGCGCAGGGCUUUCGAGCGGCAUUUCAAGGAAUGGCGCCACCAGCAUGGCAUGCGCUGCCUCAACAUCCCCAACACCAAGAACUUCAACGAAAUCACAUCCAUUGAGGUAACCCGCUUCUUCCAUUUCCGAUCACCCGAACCAAAGACCGUAUUUUGUUUACAUCUCGCAACCGAUAUGAGUUGACCCAGAUGUUGUGGACAUCUGCCCUGGUGGCUUCCCGUUGACAUAUACUUUUACUUCCUCGAUCCCGCUCUACGCUGGAAAUCCGAUGGUCAACGAUCCCCGGAAUGCCAUGCCAUCUUCGCCGAACGAGGUGUUUAAUCUGGGGAUGUAAUCAAUAGUUUGACUGUUUGUGCAGGAAGCGAAGGCUCUAUGGGAAAGAAUACAAGAACGCUCGGGAUUAAAUAAAUGGAGGCCGGAUCUCGAGGAGGAGUACGAGGACAGAGAGGGCAACAUCUACAACAAGAAAACGUACACCGACCUCCAACGCCAGGGCCUCAUAUAA